Molecule: messenger RNA, 5244 nt
Organism: Pantherophis guttatus
Lineage: Eukaryota; Metazoa; Chordata; Lepidosauria; Squamata; Colubridae
Source: RefSeq, a predicted model, not a curated record
AUGGCGGAACAUCUCCAUAGACACGCGGACUAUCAAAGGGAGGCCAAUCUUACCUCAGCAGGGGUGAUGUUCCACAGGGAGGGAGCCACCACCGAGAAGGCCCUUCGUCUGGGUCCCACCAGACGGACCUCCUUAAAAAGGGGGGCCCUUAACGUCCCCUACCUCCUCACUAUGUCCGUGAAUGAGUUCCUGGAGUCCGUGGGCGCCCCGUUGGAGAUCCUGGAUGGCUUCAUCGACAGCAUUGCCGUCACCAUCCCCUGGUCUGCCUUAGUCACCGAGAACUGCACUGUGGAAGUCAGCGGGCUGCAGGUCACCUGUCGGCCCAAAUAUCGCCAAGGUCAUGCUGGCUCAGAGUCCCAAAGCUGGCCUUCAUCCAUGACCACCUCCAUGCAGCUGGCUCAGGAGUGCUUGAAGGAACAGACGGAGGAGCCUUCGGAUGCCAGCCAGCCCCUGGAGGGCCUGGAGAUGUUUGCCCAAACCAUUGAAACAGUUCUGAGACGGAUCGAAGUCACUUUUGUGGACACGGUGAUACGCGUGGAACACACGCCCAGAAGCGGGGAGGCACCCGGCGUGGCCCUGGAAAUUCACAUCAAAAGGUUGGACUACUGCGAUGAAGUGGUGCGGGAUCCCGGCCAGGCGGUAGCUGUCGACAUCCAUCAGCCUCCGCCGUUUGUGCACAAAAUCCUCCAGCUGAGUGGCCUCUUGCUUUACUAUGAGGAAUUUGGUGAGGGCAGUGCCCGGGGCCCGAAGGAGGCUGAGCCGUGCGAUUCCGGCGGGGAAGAAGCCGGACCCAGUCCUCUGCUUCAGAUCGGGAGCUGCUCCGGAUACACCGAGAUGAGGAUUAAGCUCAAGCAAAACGAAGCCUUCCCUGGAGCCAAGCUGGAGUUAGAUGGGAAGAUUGGAUCUCUGCACCUGCUGCUCGCCCCUCGGCAGAUCUUGCACCUGACGGACCUUCUCUCAUCCCUCAACUUGUCCGAAUCCGGCCUUCUGCAGGAGCAGCUGAGCAAAAACCGUCCACUGGAUUCCGAAGAUCUGAAGUUGAUUGAGCAGGAUCUCAGCCAGCAGCUGCAUUCGGGGCUGGGAUCGGCCCCUCCGCAUCUGGAGGGAAUGGCGGCUGGAGUGGAGAACGGAGAGAUGUUCUUCUCCAUGGCACCCAUGACGAGCAGCGUAGCCUCUCUGCGUUCGGUCAGCGACGUCUCGGAUCUGGAUUCGUCGGUCCACAGCGACAUCAGCACUGCUCCCCUGCAGCCUCCGGCCUUUGCCCCAGGGCUGAGCCUAGGAAGCCCCCGGCGUUACAGACGGCUGCCGUUUGCCUCAACCCUGCCAGGUCUCAAUAAGAUACCAAGCAAGGCUGGCCCCUUCCCGCCCCCCUCCCUGGACAGCCAGCGUCCCGAGAUGCCUGCUGCGGGUGACUAUCGGGGGCCUGACCUUGACCCUUCUCCAUCAGCCCCCUGGGCUUUCCCAUCGGAUGUCCUCUCCCUGGGGGUCGCUCAGCGGUUUUUUCUCCCAGCUGGCGGGCCUGAAGGACGCAGCCUUCCGGAGGCCGGGAUUUUCAUCCCCUGCGCCGUUGCUUCGAGGAGGCCAUUCCACGCAGCCAUGCUGACCGGGGCUGCGGUCCAACUCACCUGCGAGCGCAAGUCUUCUAAGCAGCUGCGUGGGCUCAACUGGGACGCCUCCUUCGGCCUUCUGGAGAUCUUGGAGUGCCUUUGGCCAGCCAGCAGAAGGACGGGAAAACCCGAAUACACUCAGCUGCUGGUCUUUCCCACCCCGGGACCCGUUCCCUACAGCCAGGCGCCUCAGCCCUGUGCACGGAUCCGGUCCAAGCACUUGGAGAAGCUGCCGUCCUCCAAGAGCGGUCUGGCCAAAGGGGCGUUGUCCAAGCUGACGGUGGAGCUGGCGGUGGAACUGGCUGACUUCCUCUCUGAAGUGGACCUGGGUACGCUGGAUCGCCUCUGCUCCCUCUUGCAGCCCGCCAUGGUGCCAUCCCGGCCGGGUGUCUACCGUCCCGAAGAACCCGUGCCAGGUUUCCCCCCGGCUGCCCGAUGGCAGGGCAACAUGCAGCUGGUCGCCCCCAAAGCUUCCCUGCUUCUCCAGUUCCCCAUCCCGGAUCUCCGCGCCUGGGCCGAGAGGCGCGCCUGGGCCGAGAAGGCAGUGCGCAGGGAGCGCUUGCGGCUGGACCUGGCCGGCGUCGAGCUGCGCACGGAUCUGGAGCCGACGGGGCCCACUAAGUUAGAAAUCACCCUGACAGAUUUGCACGGCAUUUAUGAAGAUGGUGAGACGCUGUCGGUGCCUUGUUUUCGGGUGGGCAAAGCCCCUGACUUACUGGCCAGAGGCGUCGGGAAGAAGUACCUCCUUCCUAAGCUCAUCUUGACCUUCUGCCCAACGCCCACGGAUGCCCCUUGGGAUUUGGUGCUGGCAGCCGCCGAAGAGGUGGAGCUGUCGACGGUUGAAAGCCCCUGUGAGCUGAAGCAGCCGGAGCCUUCGCCCUUCUCUUCCAAACGGACGAUGUACGAGACGGAAGAGAUGGUCAUUCCCGGGGAUCCCGAGGAGAUGGCCGAGUUCCAGAGCCAGACGCUGGCCGCCUCCCGCUACACUCUGGAGCUGACCUUCCCCACGGUUCACAUCUUCUUAAACCCCUGUACUACCAAGUUCAGGGACUUGCACAACGUCUUCCUCCAUCAUGUUUCUGACUUACCAAGUUCCAGUUUCGUCUUUUCUCUCGUCCUAGAUUAUGUUUGCGUGGUGGAAGUGGAUCUCUUGGAAUUGGUCAUCACGACGUGGAAAGGAGCUACCGCUGGCAAACUGACCCGGCCCCUCUUUGAGCUCCGCUGCUCCAACAACGUGGUGCACAUCCACACCUGUGCCGACUCUUGCGCGGCCCUCGGCAACCUCAUCCAGUACGUGGUCAACAAAGGGGACCAGCACCCGCCCCCUCGGCACGACAGCCCCACUGAGAUUGCCGGGCAGAAGGUGCAGUUAUCCGAGAGCCCGGCUUCUCUGCCCACCUGUCCCCCAGCUGAGACGGCGGCCAUCAACCAGCGAGACCUCACGGACGCCCUCAUGGAUACCGAGCGUGGAUACCAGGAAAUGACCGGGGACUCUGGGAUGAGACGGCAGCCUUCGCCCGUCUCGGUGUAUCUCUUCCCCGGUGAGAACGGGGCGGCAGGCCAAGGGAAGGCCCCCCCUCCCCCAGGGACCCCAGUGGCCGAGGGUCUCGAUUUCAGCCCUUCCGAGGACAGCGAAGGGGAGAGCGAAGCCACGGAUGGGUUCUGCAUUUUGGACGCUCCGGGAACGGGCAUUCCGCCUCGGGAUGGCGAACCGGUAGUGACCAAGCUCUUGGAGGGCCCCGUCCACAUCCAGGAGGGCCACUUCUCUCGGCCCCUGGGCAGCACGGAUUUAUUGAAGGCCCCCUCCCACUUCCCGGUGCCGGAGAGCCGAGUCGUGAUGCGGGAAAUUUCGGUGGUCUGGCAUCUCUACGGGGGCAGAGAUUUUGGGCCGGGGCGCUCGCCUUCUGGACACAUGCAUUCCCCCAGGACGAAAUCAAGCCUUCCCAGCACCCGUUCCUCCCCCUCUCGGUCUUCGGUGUCCAGCCGACCCCAGAGCUCCUGGCGGGCUCAAGGAGGCCCCGGUCGUAUCCACGACCUGCUGAUGGAAAUCCAGCUUACAAAGGUGAGUUUCCAGCACGAAUCCUACUCGACUGGAGCAUCCGAGAAGCCAUCCCUGGAAUCGGAGGAGCAGCCCUUAGCCAGGCAGGUGUUCGUUGUCCAGGAGCUGGAGAUCCGAGACCGCCUGGCCUCCUCGCAGAUCAACAAGUUCCUCUACCUGUACAGCAGCGAGCUCCUGCCCCGGAGGGCCCAUUCUAACAUGCUCACCAUCAAAGCUCUUCACGUCUGCCCUGAAGCUGGCGUGGGGGGUCCCGAGUGCUGCCUAAGGGUCUCCUUGAUGCCUCUCCGACUCAACAUAGACCAGGACGCCUUGUUUUUCCUCAAAGACUUUUUCACCAGCGUGGCGGCCAGCAUCAAUCCCGUCGUGCCCAUGGAAGUUGGCCCUGAAGGUCGUGUCGAGUCCCCCGGGAAGGACUCCGAGGCAGCCGAGAGGAUGAUGGCGACUUCAGUGGAGACCACGACCAGUGAAAACAGCUCCAGUGCCUCCUCUUCCUCUGAGCAGCCCAUUUAUUUCCGGGAAUUCCGUUUCACGUCCGAGGUCCCCAUUUGGCUGGAUUACCACGGGAAGCACGUCACUGUGGACCAGGUGGGCACCUUCGCUGGCAUUCUGAUCGGUUUGGCUCAACUCAACUGCUCCGAGCUGAAACUGAAGAGACUCUGCUGUCGCCAUGGGCUACUAGGGGUGGAGAAGGUGGUCAGCUACACCCUGACCGAGUGGCUGACAGACAUCCGUAAAAACCAGCUGCCGGGCAUCCUGGGAGGGGUCGGGCCCAUGCACUCCUUCGUGCAGCUCUUCCACGGCCUGCGGGACCUCUUCUGGCUGCCCAUCGAGCAGUACCGCAAGGACGGGCGCAUCAUCCGUGGCCUGCAACGCGGCGCCGCCUCUUUCGGCACCUCUACCGCCUCAGCGGCCCUCGAGCUCAGCAACCGCCUGGUGCAGGCUAUUCAGGCCACAGCCGAGACCGUCUACGACAUCCUGUCUCCCACGGCUCCGCCGUCCCGCACACUGCCGGACAGGAAAUACGCCCGCAAACUACGACGGGGCCAUCAGCCGGCGGAUCUACGCGAAGGGGUGGCCAAGGCCUACGACACCGUGCGCGAGGGCGUCAUAGACACGGCCCAGGCCAUCUGCGACGUGGCUGCCCGCGGGCACGAGCAGAAGGGCAUCACGGGGGCCGUGGGCGGCGUCCUGCGGCAGAUCCCUCCCACCGUGGUCAAGCCACUGAUCGUGGCCUCCGAGGCCACCUCCAACCUCCUGGGCGGGAUGCGGAACCAGAUCAAACCCGACGCCUUGAAGGAAGAAUCGCUCAAGGGGCGUUGGGAAGAGCCAGGGGUGGGCUCCUUGGAUUUAAGGGCCAGCUUGGAAACCCAAGAUAUACAGCCGUGGUGUUUUGCAUUCGCCCGGUUUUCCGCGCGGUCCGCGUGGCAGGAGGAGGAACAACCGGACGGAUUUUUCCAAACCGCGUUGGGCCACGACAGUUGCCAUCGCUCCGGUUACAGCAGGCGUGUUUUUCGCAAAGGAGCCGAGUUCGAAAGAGUUGAGCUGGCAGUCUUUGCGGUUGCCCAAAUGCCAUUUUGA